Dujonia railenensis is the source of this 558-nucleotide messenger RNA. Lineage: Eukaryota; Fungi; Ascomycota; Pichiomycetes; Serinales; Debaryomycetaceae. The record is from the annotation of a GenBank genome assembly.
AUGUCAUGGGUUGAGACGUCAAAUGGUAAUCGAAUAUCCAGGGACGCCCACAUAACUGGAUCUCAUAAGAUUCUACUCAACGGGAACGUCACCGUAAACGCUAGCGUAACGUUGAAUGCUGACGUCGAAAUUGGCAAGAGCACUAGUGGAGGAACAGACUCCCACAUAAUAACCAUCGGAAAAUAUUCCUACUUAGGGAAAGGUUGCAAAAUUAUGCCUCCCAUACUUUCCAUAGAACAGCGAGAAGACGUAGCGUUCGAGAUCCACAGCCCAAUAAGAAUUGGCUCUUACUCUAUCGUUGGCGAGAAUUGUGAAAUACUGCUGGUAAGUAUCGGAAAUAGAGUGUUGAUAGAGAAAGGUUGUAAGAUUGGGAACCUGAGUAUAAUAUACGACUGCUGCUUCAUUAGGGAGGGAUGCAUAAUCCCUCCCAAGGCAGUUAUCCCACCUUUCAGCGAAGUGUCUGGAGUUCCAGGUGUGGAUUUUGUAUGUACAGAAUUAAGUAAUAGUUAUAGAAAGUUAAUAGAGGGGGAGGCUAGAGAAAGGUAUCUCCUUGGGUAA